AUGUCCCUCCUGUCCUCCUCGCGCUUGUCUGGCACAGUGGUGGCAAAACGCCCACACCCUGGCAGGCUGCACGCCUGCCUGCUGCGCAGCCAUGCCAGUGGCGGACCUGCUCGGAGGGCAGUGGCUCCGACAGCCGCGCUGGGCAGGCAGCUAGUGAUCUUUCUCGUAGGGGCGCUGUGUGCCACAACUGUGUCACGACCCUCCUUGAUAGUUUGCUCCAGGUCGUUGUCUCAAUGCUUCUCCCCUCCCUCCUUCCUCCACUCCAGUUCAUCAUCCAAGACGACUACGGCGAAUCGCCAGCGCCCUCUGCCUUUUUUGGAAAUGCCUACGCGCCCAAACGUUGGGCCGAAGUCUGGCCAAUUUUGA
Messenger RNA from Prorocentrum cordatum, 366 nucleotides. The record is from the annotation of a GenBank genome assembly. Lineage: Eukaryota; Dinophyceae; Prorocentrales; Prorocentraceae.